AUGUUUCGCGGGGUGUUUAAGAGCUGUGUGUCUGCCAAGUCGUCCGCGUACAAGAAUUUCGUACACAUCGAGCCGAGCGCGUUCGUGGGUCCCUGUCAGGAUAUGGAAGACUUUUGGUUGCCUCCUGAAGGCGAAAGGAGCGGAAGGGAAGAUGGACCAACAGAGAGAAGGAAGAGGCCAAGCGGAGAGAGGGAACAGGAGAACGAACAAAAGGAAGACAGAAACAGCGAGAAAAGCAAGAGCAGCCGAGAAACAGCAGACAGCAACCAGUCUUACCAGGAAUGCAUGGAGAAGAGAGUGGAGGAGCUGACUCAACAGCUUCAGGAGGAGCGGGCGGUCAGCAGGAGGGAGAAACUGACCGUGGCCAGACUACAGAGGGAGGUGGCACGCAACAAGAGCGAGGGUCCUAUGAGAGAAAAGCUGAUGAGGGACCUUGACCUUGAGCGUACGCGGCGCGAGGAGACGGAGCAGAAACUCAGGGACGUGUCAGCAGACAACGAACAGUGCAAGACCAGGCUACAGUCUCUGCAACAGGACAUGCAACAUAUGGAAGAACAAGUGCAAGGGAUGGUCCAGCUGAAACAGAAGAUGGACCAACUGAAGCGCGAGCGGGGACAUCUCAUUGAUGCAUAUGAGAACCAGAUGGACUCCAUCCGCACCCACGUCAGCAACCUGGAGCUGGAGAACGACGACCUUGUCAAGAAGGUCAACAACUACGAGUCUCUGUCGGACGUGCACCUGUCCAGCGCCGAGGAGGAGCGCGAGAAAACCGUGCUACUCAUGCAGCGGCUGAAGAGUCUGGAGGCGGAGAACUCUGCUCUGGUGCUGGAGAAUGAGAACCAGAGGGAACAGUAUGAGAGGUGCUUGGAUGAGCGGCUGAAGAGUCUGGAGGCCGAGAACUCUGCUCUGGUGCUGGAGAACGAGAACCAGAGGGAACAGUUUGAGAGGUGCUUGGAUGAGGUAGCCAACCAGGUGGUACAAGCUCUGAUGGCACAAAAGGAGUGUCUGAAGUUGCGGAACCGUGUGUACGAUCUGGAGCAGCAGAACAAGCAGCUCAGCGUCAUGUUCGAGCGGCGCACCAGCAGAUUCUCAUCUGACUCCAUACUUCAGUCUGCCAAACGGUUACGGCAGAGGUCGUUUGGAGGUGAGAGCAAGGCGGACACAGCGAGUCUGGACAGCAGUAACCACAGCCUGCCGGUACAGCCACAGCGUUUCUCUCCGAGCCCUCACUCCGGCCUGCCCGUCAGUCAGCACCAGCGAGCCACAUCCUACUCCCCGAGCACGUUCGUGAGUUCCCGUAAGUCCGGUUCCGUGCCCAACGGUAGCGCCGGGGAGACCUCCCCACACAGCUCACUCUCAAGUAUGGCCUCCGACUACUCGGCUCACAGCUCCAACCACAACACCAGAAAUUGUCGGUCCACCCCACCCCCUCCACUCAUCUACUCCGUCCAGCGACACCACCCCACGUACAGCCGCAGCCAGAGCGACCCUUCCCAGCAUGCUCGGCAGCAGUUUAAGGAAGACAAGAUCAUCGAGAGGAUCAACCAGCUACGAGCGCAGGUGGCCAGUAACAGUAAUGGUUUAGGAGAGUCUAUGCUGGUUCCCUACACCAGUAAACAGGACAUGCGGGGCUCCAACGAGGGUAUUUACUCUCCCGGAUCCUCCAGAAAGAGCGGCCUGUUCGAAUCCGAGGGACAGAACUACGACUACCACCCCCACAACAGGCUGUCGGUCAAAUGUCAUCCUCCACAGAUCAGAGUUCAAGGUUCAGAGGGCAAGGGUCAGGGCAGAGAGGUCCAUGUAUAA
Molecule: messenger RNA, 1806 nt
Organism: Branchiostoma floridae (Florida lancelet)
Lineage: Eukaryota; Metazoa; Chordata; Leptocardii; Amphioxiformes; Branchiostomatidae
Product: nck-associated protein 5-like
Exons: 15
Coding region: 1-1806 (601 amino acids)
Biological process (GO): microtubule depolymerization; microtubule bundle formation
Cellular component (GO): microtubule plus-end
Source: RefSeq, a predicted model, not a curated record